CGCGUUAUUGCCGGCCGCUGGCGUCACAUUGCGCGUGGUGCUGUGUUUCGCGUGGCGCUCCUGCACGGCCCCCUCCCCUUCCACCUCCCGGGGAAAGAAACGAUUUAAAUACGAACCGCGUGGCGACUCCUCUGCAGGACGCAUGGCAUUCCGAAGAGCGGCGAAGGUGACUGCUCUCGCCGGGGGCGGGGCACUGGCCGCCUUCUACGGCCUGUCGCAGCUCAGGAAGAAGCAGACUCGGGUGGCGUACGCCGAGGCGCUGGAGCAGGUGAACGUGCCCUUCUGUGACGAGUUGCCAUCCAGACAAGCCCAGCUCGCCGCCUUGCGGAACACCGAGGAGUUUGACGUCCUGGUCAUCGGGGGCGGGGCCACGGGGUCCGGGUGCGCCUUGGAUGCAGUCACUCGGAAUCUCAAGACGGCCCUGGUGGAGCGGAGCGAUUUCUCCUCCGGCACCAGCAGCCGAAGCACCAAGCUCAUCCACGGGGGGGUGAGGUACCUCCAGAAAGCCAUCAUGAAACUGGAUUACGAACAGUACAUGAUGGUGAAAGAAGCCCUUCACGAGCGAGCCAACCUCCUGGAGAUCGCCCCCCAUCUCUCUGCUCCCCUGCCCAUCAUGCUACCGGUCUACUCGUGGUGGCAGCUUCCGUACUACUGGGCUGGAAUCAAGAUGUACGACCUGGUUGCUGGAGCUCAGUGCCUGAAGAGCAGCUAUGUCCUGAGCAAGAAUAAAGCUCUGGAGCUGUUCCCCAUGCUGAAGAGAGACAAGCUGGUGGGAGCCAUCGUCUACUACGACGGGCAGCACAACGACGCCCGGAUGAACCUGGCCAUCGCCCUGACGGCCGCCAGGUACGGCGCGGUCGCCGCAAACUACACGGAGGUGGUCCAUCUACUGAAAAGGACAGACCCCGAGACAGGGAAGGAGAGGGUGUGUGGAGCACGCUGCCGGGACGUGAUAUCAGGACAGGAGUUUGAAGUGCGAGCCAAGUGUGUGAUCAACGCCACGGGACCCUUCACCGACUCGCUGCGGAAGAUGGACAACGAGAAGAGCCCCAAGAUCUGUCAGCCGAGUGCAGGAGUUCACAUCGUCAUGCCGGGGUAUUACAGUCCUGACAACAUGGGGCUCCUAGACCCAGCUACCAGUGACGGGCGGGUCAUCUUCUUCCUGCCUUGGGAGAAGAUGACUAUCGCAGGUACGACAGACUCUCCUACCGAGAUCACGGCGCAGCCCAUCCCCACGGAAGAGGACAUCAACUUCAUCCUCACGGAGGUCCGCAACUACCUGAGCCCUGAUGUUGAAGUGAGGCGAGGUGAUGUUUUGGCUGCCUGGAGUGGCAUCCGCCCCCUGGUCACAGACCCCAGCUCCAAGGACACCCAGUCGAUCUGCCGCAACCACAUUGUGAACAUCAGUGAAAGCGGCCUGGUCACCAUUGCAGGGGGGAAAUGGACGACCUACCGUGCCAUGGCACAAGAGACACUGGACGCGACCAUCAAGGCCCAUCACCUGCAAGCCGGACCUUGCAGAACCGUGGGCCUGAUGCUGGAGGGUGGCAAAGGCUGGACACCCACCUUGUACAUCCGUCUGGUUCAGGACUAUGGGCUGGAGGUCGAGGUUGCCCAGCACCUUGCCGCGACGUACGGAGGACGGGCUUUCGAAGUGGCCAAAAUGGCGCAGGUCACGGGCCAGAGGUGGCCUAUAGUGGGGAAACGCCUUGUUUCCGAAUUCCCUUACAUCGAGAGCGAGGUGCACUACGCCGUGAAGGAGUACGCCUGCACGGCCAUCGACGUUCUCGCCCGCCGCACUCGGCUCGGCUUCCUGAACGUGCAGGCGGCCGACGAGGCUCUGCCGCGCAUAGUCCACAUCAUGGGGAAGCAGCUGGGCUGGAGCGAGCAGAAGAAACAGGAAGAGCUGAAUGCUGCUAGAACAUUCCUGUACCAGGAGAUGGGAUACAAGACCCGGUCCGAGCAGCUGACCAACACAACGGAGAUCAGCCUCCCUCUAUCGGAGGUCGACCGGUACAAGAAGCGCUUCCACAAGUUCGACAAAGGAAACAAGGGAUUCAUCACCACUGUGGACGUCCAACAGGUGUUGGAGAGUAUCAGCGUCCAGAUUGACGAAAACACGCUCCAUGAAAUUCUCAACGAAGUUGACCUGAACAAAAACGGCCAGGUGGAGCUCAACGAGUUCCUGCAGCUGAUGAGCGCCGUGCGGAAAGGCCGCGUGUCCGACAGCCGCCUCGCCAUCCUGAUGAAGACCGUGGAGGAGACCCUAGAGGAGAGGGGGCUGGUCUCAGUGGACCGUAGCGGGGGAGGGGUGUGAACCCCCCCAUGAGUGGCCCCCAGAACUGCACAUAGAUUUACUCUCCAGCACUCAUCAGAGCACAACCUUCAACAUCAGUUAACUGUCUUACUCUCAUUACUCUCUUUAUCGCACUGAUUGUUUUGGCGUUACUACAAAGGACAUAUUUCUGUAAUAUAUUGUUUUCCACUUAAAUAUUUAUCCUGAUUUAUAAUGAGCACUCGUAUAUUCCUUUUAUUGAGAACUGUGCACAUGGAAACACGCACUUUGAAGUUGUAUUCUUUUGUUUUAAUUCAGAAUGGAUUUACUUGAUCUGUGACACGGUUAUGUACAGGACUACUGUGACAUUUUAUUAAUAUGAUUUUUGAAUGGGGUCCAGAUGUCCGUGUGCAGUAUAAGAAAUUUUUAUCAUUUUCCCUGCUUAUAUUCUAUAUAUAGUAAUCUGGAGUCUAUGCUGGAAGCAUAGGGUCCACCACAGUUUACACACACUGCACUCCCGUUUACCUGAAACACAUGUCUUUGGACUGUGGGAGGAAACCAGAGCA
Molecule: messenger RNA, 2841 nt
Organism: Scleropages formosus (Asian bonytongue)
Lineage: Eukaryota; Metazoa; Chordata; Actinopteri; Osteoglossiformes; Osteoglossidae
Product: glycerol-3-phosphate dehydrogenase, mitochondrial-like
Exons: 17
Coding region: 143-2317 (724 amino acids)
Biological process (GO): glycerol-3-phosphate metabolic process
Cellular component (GO): mitochondrion
Molecular function (GO): calcium ion binding; glycerol-3-phosphate dehydrogenase (quinone) activity
Source: RefSeq, a predicted model, not a curated record